AUGAACACAUCUACGGAGACCAAAUGCCGCUAUAACAACUACUUCGUGUCGGAAAAAGAUCUGAAGUAUGUGCCGCCCUAUCUUCGGGACGUUCCCGAGACACCAAACGAGGUGCAAUGUCCAACCAAGGGCGCUUGGCCGACUUGGCUGGAGGGAACAUUUGUGAGAGUUGGCAUGGGUCGUUUCACAGUCCCCCUUUCUGAAGAUGGCUCCAAGCCGAAUGCUGUGCUUCAGCACUUUUUUGAUGGCCUAGGCAUCCUGCACAAAUUUCGGAUGACCGAUGGCGAAGUCUUUUACACCAGCCGUCACACGUCUGACGGUAUUUUAAAGAAGGCGAAAAAGAAUGGCUAUUUGACUACCUCAAUGUUCGGGAUUAAUGCGAACACGCCACUGAAGCACGCUCAAGACCCUUGCUCUGCCCUGCUAGGUGCUCAGCAAUCGUUCUACUUGCCGACUGGGUACAUCGGCCCUGAUGAAGCCAACAUGAGCGUCGUGCCGCGCAGAGGCAUGCACCUCCUAGCUGACGACAACCCUUAUUCUAGAGGGACAAAAGCACAGGAUCCUGGGACUGAAGAGGUUCUGGUUCAUACGGACUUUAACUUGCUGCAAGUCUGCGACGCCAAAACCCUCGAGCCCAAGCGAAUGCUCACAUAUGCUCAAAUCGACCCCCAGCUCGCUGGGUAUGGUAUUUGUGCACAUCCCCCAAAAGACCGAAAGCGCGGUUGGACAUUCAACUAUCUCAUCAACCCCGAGGACGGCGUCAUGUCUGUUUUCGCUCUGGAUAUAAAGUCCAAGCCAGUUUCCCUGCUCUGGAAAACUCCUCUCCCAUGCAAGCCUUGCUACAUCCAUUCAAUGGCUAUGACGGAAAGAUUCGUGGUUUUCAUUCGAAACCCUUUGUAUAUGGAUGUCAGCGACACAACCAAGCAACUCAUGGAGGCUUUAGAAUAUGAGCCCGAAUCUCCUACCCAGUUCUAUGUUCUCGAAAAGAUCACUGGAAAGCACGUGGCAACUUAUGACGGCAACGGAUUCAUGUUCUUCCACUCUGUUAACGCCUACGACUACGUGGAUGCCAGUACGGGCGAGUUGAAUAUCCACGUGGACCUCUGCAGUUACCAAGGUACUUAUAUCCCCUAUCGCGAGUACAAUCUGAGCAAUAUCGUCGACCCGGCUGGGCCAUUUCAAGAUGGUACAUUGGUACGGUACGAGCUUGCAGACGUGGAGAGGGCAGAUCCCGAGGUUCCCGGACGCGUCACUAUCGCAGCCGCUAUUACUGAAGUGACCUCCGAACUACCACGAAUUACCAAGAGCGCGUCUAUGGUACCGGGGUAUCGCUACGUGUACUUUACUGCUGGGAACGGCGGCGCAUCUCCGGGGACAGCAGUGCCAAUCGGGCGCCUGGGCAACGGAAUGAAGGCUGUUCAAGCGGCCUUCUUUGGCAGCAUAGCCAAGUCUGAUUGGCUCACCGGGACUUAUAAGGGCUGGCAACCCGAGAAUGGCGAGAGCUGCCCUUGCGAGCCGGUCUUUAUUCAACGACCUGGGGCAACGGAGGAGGAUGACGGUGUGGUAUUGACAAUUGUCAUCAAUCGCGAGGGAACGCACAGUAUCCUUGUGGCGUUGGAUGGAAAGACAUUCGAGGAGGUAGCGAGGGCAGAUAUGCCCCAGGUAUAUGCUCUAGGUCCUCACGGGUCGUUUGUCGAAGGUUCUUUCGGUUUGUGA
Ilyonectria robusta is the source of this 1716-nucleotide messenger RNA. Its product is annotated as carotenoid oxygenase. The transcript is spliced from 6 exons. The record is from RefSeq and is a predicted model, not a curated record. Lineage: Eukaryota; Fungi; Ascomycota; Sordariomycetes; Hypocreales; Nectriaceae. Gene Ontology annotation, biological process: carotene catabolic process. Gene Ontology annotation, molecular function: carotenoid dioxygenase activity. Bases 1 to 1716 code for a protein of 571 amino acids.